Messenger RNA from Dendrobium catenatum, 3400 nucleotides. RefSeq names its product DNA topoisomerase 1 beta. Gene Ontology annotation, molecular function: DNA topoisomerase type I (single strand cut, ATP-independent) activity; DNA binding. Gene Ontology annotation, biological process: DNA topological change; chromosome segregation; DNA replication. Gene Ontology annotation, cellular component: nucleolus; chromosome. The record is from RefSeq and is a predicted model, not a curated record. Bases 282 to 3065 code for a protein of 927 amino acids. The transcript is spliced from 16 exons. Lineage: Eukaryota; Viridiplantae; Streptophyta; Magnoliopsida; Asparagales; Orchidaceae.
GCUCUUCGGUUCUUUCGUUGCAUUCGUGUGAGGUUGAGCUUCCAAUUCGGCUUCGCAGGUUAGCGUGGGGUAGAGCUUCGAACGAGUCGCUCGCUUGCCAUUGCCUGUCUAGGGUUUGCUUUUCCUCUUCUGCAUUUAUUCGUAGCUGUUCUGCUUCGCGUUUCUGAAAGUGUCGAAGCUUCUCCACCUCCUCCUCCGACGUUGUUCCUGUCGGAUCGGAAGUCGCGCCGGGAGCUCGCCGCAAAGUUUUAAAAUAGGCUGACAUAUAUUAAAGAGUUAUUAUGGCGGUUCAUAGUUGCAUUAAACAAAUGUUUUUAGACAAUGGAGAAGAUGAUGACGGGCCUACAAUUUUUAAGAGAACUAAUCCAUCAGCUAAACAAAACCAGUUAAAUUCCACGUCUAGGAAGUUAUCAUCUCAAAACAACGAUGGGUCUGUCGCAAAACAUACAUCUAGCAGUCUGCAGUCUUCCAAAGAUGCGAGUUUAGUGUUGAAGAAGGAUAAAGCUGCAUCAUCUUCCAAAAUUGCAGCUGAAAAGCCCAAGGCUGUAAGCUCUAAUGCUCCUGCUUUUGUUCAUGAUAAUGCAAAAGGCUCAUCGGGUCAGAAAUUGGCUUCUAGAUGCCAGAUGAAAGCAUCCCAUUCUGGCAAGUCUUUUGUGGCUGAGAACUCUGAUGACUCUGAUGAUAAAAAGCCUUUAAGCAUUAGACUUAAUCCAUCUUCAAAGGGAAAUAAUUCCACGGUUUUCCAAAAGGUACCUAAGCAGUCAAUGGCCAGUGGUAUAACAAAUAGAUCUUCCAUCCAGAUUGCAUCAGAUAGGCUAAAUGGGAAAACUAGAAGUUCUGAUGAUUCUGAUGAUGAUGAUAAUGUUCCCUUGAGUACUAAAUUUAAUUCAGCUUCUUUAGCACCUCAGAGAAGUAAUUCUUUACUGGUUACAAAGGCAAGCAUCAAGGAAUCUUCCACCGAUUCAGAAGAUGAAAAACCUUUGCUUUCUAGACUUCAAGCAAAGAGCGGUGAUGCUAAAUCUAUAAAUUCUAAAAUUGUGGCAAAUGGAUAUGUUAAGAACAUGUCAAUUGAUGGCUUGAAGCACUCAAAAGGCUCAAGUAAAAGGCCCAUUGGUGACAGUAAUAAUUCGACUGAGACUUCUUUUAAGAAAGCUAAAGUUCUUGGAAGCCCAGCUUCCAUUAAAGUUAAACAGGAAGUAGAAGUGAAGAAAGAGCAAAAGAUGGAUGAUGACCAUAUACCAAUUUCCCAUAGAAUCAAAAAGACAGUUUCUUCGGGAAGUCAAGUAUCUGUGAAGAAAGAAGUUAAAAAAACCGUGUCAUUCAAGAAAGAUGGUAAGAAGAUGAAAACACUGAAGGACUCAAAAUAUUCCAAGUCUUCGAAAGUGCCACCUGGAUCUGGUGGAGGAGUGAAGUGGACUACCUUGGUGCAUAAUGGUGUUAUUUUCCCUCCACUAUACAAUCCUCAUGGGAUUAAAAUGCUCUACAAUGGUCAGCCAGUUGAUUUGACUCCUGAGCAAGAGGAGGUUGCAACAAUGUUUGCUGUCAUGAAGGACACCGAUUAUGCCAGAAAGCCUAAAUUCAUUGAGAACUUCAUGAAUGAUUGGAGGCAAAUACUCGGUAAAAAUCAUGUCAUUAAGAAAUUUGACCUUUGUGAUUUCACUCCAAUUUAUGAGUGGCAUCUAAGGGAGAAGGAAAAAAAAAAGCAGAUGAGUUCAGAGGAGAAGAAGCUUCAAAAAGAAGAAAAGAUGAAGCAAGAAGAGAAAUAUAUGUGGGCUAUCGUUGAUGGAGUAAAGGAGAAGGUUGGAAAUUUCAGGGUUGAACCACCAGGACUAUUUCGUGGCCGUGGAGAACACCCAAAGAUGGGAAAACUGAAAAGACGCAUUCGACCUAGAGAUAUUACAAUUAACAUUGGCAAAGGUGCUCCAAUUCCAGAGUGUCCUAUACCUGGUGAAAGGUGGAAAGAGGUAAAGCAUGAUAAUACUGUCACGUGGCUAGCUUAUUGGAGUGAUCCAAUCAAUUCAAAAGAGUGCAAGUAUGUUUUUCUGGCAGCGAGCAGCUCUUUAAAGGGUCAAAGUGACAAAGAGAAGUAUGAGAAGGCGAGAAUGUUGAAGAAAUACAUACGAAAUAUUCGUGCAAAUUAUACCAAAGAUUUUACAAGUAAAGAUGCUACAAAGCGGCAGAUUGCUGUAGCCACUUAUCUUAUUGAUAAGUUAGCAUUAAGGGCGGGCAAUGAGAAGGAUGAUGAUGAGGCUGAUACUGUUGGUUGCUGCACUUUAAAAGUGGAGAAUGUUAAACUACUCCCACCAAACAAGUUGCAGUUUGACUUUCUUGGUAAAGAUUCCAUUAGAUAUUUUAAUACCGUAGAAGUUGAGUUAGCUGUCUACAAAGCAAUUGGAGAGUUCCAAACUGCCAAAAAGAAUGAUGGAAGGAAGAAAACUGAUGGUGAUGAUCUUUUUGACUUGCUGGAUACAAGUAAACUCAAUGCUCACCUGAAGGAACUCAUGCCUGGCCUUACUGCUAAAGUUUUCCGUACAUAUAAUGCUUCCAUCACAUUAGAUGACAUGUUGAAUAAUGAAACCAAGGAUGGAAACGUACUAGAAAAGAUUGCAGUAUAUCAGAUUGCCAAUAAAGAGGUUGCAAUAAUAUGUAAUCAUCAACGAACCGUUUCAAAGUCUCAUGAAGCCCAGAUGUCUAGAUUGGAUGAAAAGAUAAAUGAGUUGAAGGCCCAAAGGAAGGAGCUUGAGGUUGAUUUGAGCAAAGCAAAAAAAGGGAAGCCUUUGGGGAAGGAUGCAGAAGGAAAAUUGAAGAAAAAUGUGGCCCCUGAGCUGUUGGAGAAGAGGAUUAUUCAGGUCGACGACAAAAUAGAGAAAAUGGAAUUGAGUAAAAAGACGAAAGAGGAUUUGAAGACCGUUGCUCUAGGCACUUCUAAGAUCAAUUACCUUGAUCCUAGGAUAUCUGUUGCAUGGUGUAAGCGUAAUGAAGUUCCCAUUGAAAAGAUAUUCAACAAGUCGCUUCUUGCAAAAUUUGCUUGGGCAAUGGAUGUCGACCCAGAAUUCAGAUUUUAGUUACAUGUACGCAUAUACUGUCCUUGUGGAAACCCCCCCAACUCUAACUGGUUCUCGCUUUACUCCCAUCAGCACAGAAUAUCUGGAAUGCUAUGAUUUCCAUUGUAUAAUUCUUCUGGUCGGAAGCCCGUUAAGAAAGAGAGCAAAUUCUUCAAGGUGUGAUCAUAUUAAAGAGUAGAAGAUGUUCAUGCUGGUUGUUUCUUCUUCCUUUUUUUUUUUACUUGAUGUGGGAAUGGACUCUCAUUUUAACAGAGAUGGUACACUUGGGAGAAAUAUUUAUUAAAUAAUUUGUGUUAUUUUCUUUUAUUUCUAUGAAAUGAGUAUCUAAUUCUCUA